GUACACCGGACUUUGGAGGUUAUACAGCCUCCUGACGCAACAAAUCAUAAGGACCGCCUGGACGGGGCAACUGGCCGCCGGCCGCCGAUCUUACUACGGGCAAACUAAACCUUUCCACCCUCGCUGGCUGCCCCUCCUCAAACACCCCGCCUAGCUAUUAUUAUUAGUUCUCCUUCUCCUUCUCUCCUUCUCUUUCUUACUUCUCGUCACUCCUCUUUCUGCAUUUUCCCUUCAUACGUAUCAUAUCGUCAAUUGCAACAGGAAAAAUGGCUGCUGCUCAGGGAUACCCUUUUCUGUGCUUGGAGAACCCUCUCCUAGAUAUCCAAGCCGUCGGUGAUGCCGCUCUUCUGGAAAAGUACGGUCUUAAGGACAACGAUGCCAUCCUUGCCGAGGAGAAGCACAUGGGGCUAUACGAUGAGCUCCUUAGCCGCGAUGCUAAGCUAAUUGCUGGCGGUGCCGCUCAGAACACCGCCCGCGGUGCCCAGUACAUGCUCCCCGAGAACUCCGUCAUGUACAUUGGCUGUGUCGGUAAGGACAAGUACGCCGAUAUCCUCAAGGAGGCCUGCAACCAGGCUGGUGUCCACACCGAGUAUCGUGUGGACGAUAUCCAGCCCACCGGCAAGUGCGGUGUCAUUAUCACUGGUCACAACCGUAGCAUGUGCACUCACCUCGCUGCGGCAAACGAGUACAAGAUUGACCACUUGAAGCAGCCUCACGUCUGGUCUCUUGUCGAGAAGGCUCAGUACUACUAUGUUGGUGGAUACCACCUGACAGUCUGCGUCCCUGCCAUUUUGGCCCUUGCCGAGGAGGCUGCUGCCAAGAACAAGGUCUUCAUGCUUUCUCUUUCCGCCCCCUUCAUUCCUCAGUUCUUCAAGGACCAGCUUGACAGCGUCCUGCCCUACACCGACUACACUUUCUGCAACGAGACAGAGGCUCGCGCCUACGCCGAGAGCCACGAAUGGAAUACAGAUGAUGUCGUCGAGAUUGCGAAGAAGCUCGCUCAGCUUCCCAAGAAGAACACCAGCCGUCCCAGAGUUGCUAUUGUCACCCAAGGCACUCUGCCCACGAUCACUGCUACCGUUAAACCAAACGGCGAGGUUGAGGUCAAGGAGUUCGCUGUGCACGAGAUCCCCAAGAGCAGCAUCAACGACACUAACGGCGCUGGUGAUGCGUUCGCUGGCGGCUUCUGCGCCGGUGUUGUCCAGAACAAAUCUCUUGAGGAGAGCAUGGAUAUGGGCCAGUGGCUCGCCAGUUUGAGCAUUCAAGAGCUGGGACCUUCUUUCCCCUUCCCCAAGAAGACCUACACCCCCAGCCGCUCAUAGAAUACCAACUACCUCUAAUAUGGACGCCCGGCAAGCCAUAGGGGCUAUUGCGAGCUUGCAGCAUAAAAAUAUUUCUGGAUGAUUCAACCCUCUAUACCCAUUUGUCCUUGACUUAACGUCUUAGACUUCUUUUUUUCUUUCCAAGAUCACUUCCUCCAAAGAUCGCGUACAACACAGCGCAGGUUUACGAGUUAGGGUACCGUUAAUACGCGGAAGCCGCGGGCUGGUGACGUUCUCAACAACGAUGUAAUGAACGAACCUUUCGGUCUUAUAUAUACGCAAAAUUCAAGAAAUAGAAAUGAGCCGUGGAUUCAAGUCCCUUGCUUUGAGCUAGACGUGACAGAAAUUUGACGAUGUUGGCAUUCGAAUUUCAUAUAACUCUCUCCUAACAAAUGGUAAUGAGGAGGCUAAUCAAUUUCCAUAAUGCUGAAAGCACUC
This is a messenger RNA of Aspergillus novofumigatus IBT 16806, 1760 nucleotides long. Its product is annotated as adenosine kinase. The transcript is spliced from 7 exons. The record is from RefSeq and is a predicted model, not a curated record. Lineage: Eukaryota; Fungi; Ascomycota; Eurotiomycetes; Eurotiales; Aspergillaceae. Gene Ontology annotation, molecular function: adenosine kinase activity. Gene Ontology annotation, cellular component: nucleus; cytosol. Bases 267 to 1322 code for a protein of 351 amino acids. Gene Ontology annotation, biological process: purine ribonucleoside salvage.